Molecule: messenger RNA, 1302 nt
Organism: Podospora pseudocomata
Lineage: Eukaryota; Fungi; Ascomycota; Sordariomycetes; Sordariales; Podosporaceae
Exons: 3
Coding region: 325-1302 (325 amino acids)
Biological process (GO): intracellular zinc ion homeostasis
Cellular component (GO): membrane
Molecular function (GO): signaling receptor activity
Source: RefSeq, a predicted model, not a curated record
CAGCCUUCAAACGACUCGAAAUCCCAACAAAACCACGCCCAGACAGCACAUCAAACCAUGCCAUCUUGAAGCAUUGUUGGCAGGGAAUGGAUUCUUGGUCUAUCUGGUCGUCGUCAUCAUCCCGCAGAACCGUGAUAUGUAUGUUCAUGGACAGAGACAUAAAAUCAAGUAAAGAUUGGAUGGUAACCAAGAAGCCAGUCUCACAACAAAUGCAAAAUAUCGUUACAUGCCCCUUUUCUUGCCUCUGAGCACCUCCAGAGUAACACUUGUCACACCAAAGUGGGUAGGUAGUCAUCCAGCCGACCAGCCGUCCCUUCAACCGCCAUGCCCGGCCCCGCCAAACAAAAUCCCGGCACCACCGGUCCAGGCUCCGGCUCCGGCCUCCGCAAACGCCGCCCCUCCCUCACCGAAACCAUCGUCCAAACCGCCACCGACAUCGAGCAAAGGCUCAAACUCCUCCUCUUCGACCAACUUGAGCCAUGGCGCCGUGACAACCCCUCCAUCCUCCGCGGCUACCGCCCAACCUCGUACUCCUUCCGCGCCUCCUUCAGGUCGUUGUUCUACCUCCACAACGAAUCAGUCAACAUCUGGUCUCACCUCCUCGGCGCCUUCUUUUCCGUCAUUCUGGCCACAUACCUGUAUCUCUUGAUCCACCCCCGCUUUGACACCGCCUCCUCGGCCGACAUCUUGGUGUUUUCCUGCUUUUUCGCGGGCGCCUUCUUGUGCCUGGGGAUGAGCGCGACGUACCAUGCGAUUAGCAACCACUCGGACAAGGUGGCCAAGUGGGGGAACAAGCUCGACUACACCGGCAUCGUUUUCUUGAUAGUGGGGAGUUACGUGCCGGCGCUGUGGUAUGGGUUUUGGUGCGAGCCUGGGAAGCUGACGGUGUAUCUGGGAGCGAUCUGCCUCUUAGGCUCUGGCUGCAUCAUGGUAUCGUGGUUCGACCACUUCCGCACUCCCGCUUGGAGGCCUUACCGUGCCCUCAUGUUCGUGUCUUUGGGUCUCUCAGGGGUAUUGCCUAUUAUCCAUGCGUUAAUCACUCUCUACACAUACGACGAGCUUAACAAAAGAAUGGGUCUUAACUGGGUCAUCUUCCAAGGGGCGUUGUAUAUUUUUGGGGCGUUCCUAUAUGCGGUUCGUUUCCCAGAGCGUCGCUUCCCAGGAAAGUUUGACAUCUUUGGAAGUUCUCAUCAGCUUUUCCACAUCUUUGUCUUGCUUGCCGCGGCCUCGCAUUUAUACGGAAUGACAAAGGCUUUUGACUUUCACCAUUCUACCGGUGUCGGAGCAUUGUGUGCUUCAUGA